GAGAGAGAGAGAGAGAGAGAGAGAGAGAGAGAGAAUCUGCUGUCGUGGCGUUGGAAAUCGGACGACAUGAGCUCUACAUGAACCGUGUAAAAUGUUUUAAGACGCUUUCGGCGUUUGUCUUUUAUCCGUCUAAACCAAGGACGAGCCUGAAGCGGAGCUACAUACUUCACGACCAGGUGUAACACUGUCUCAAGCCUGAGGGGGGCAGAAUGCCGGAGCAGAGCAACGACUAUCGCGUGGUGGUGUUUGGAGCAGGAGGAGUGGGGAAGAGCUCCCUGGUGCUACGGUUUGUAAAGGGCACCUUCAGGGAUACUUACAUCCCCACAGUGGAGGACACCUACCGCCAGGUGAUCAGCUGUGACAAGAGUGUGUGCACCCUCCAGAUCACUGACACCACGGGGAGUCACCAGUUCCCGGCCAUGCAGCGCCUGUCCAUCUCUAAAGGCCACGCCUUCAUCCUGGUCUACUCCAUCACCAGCAAACAGUCCCUGGAGGAGCUCAAACCUAUUUACCAACAGGUCUUGGCCAUAAAGGGCAACGUUGAGGCAAUCCCCAUUAUGCUUGUGGGCAACAAGAGCGAUGAGACCCUGCGGGAGGUGGAGACCAAGGAUGGGGAAGCCCAGGCUAACCAGUGGAAGUGCGCCUUCAUGGAGACGUCAGCCAAGACCAACCACAACGUCACUGAGCUCUUCCAGGAACUGCUCAACCUGGACAAGAAGAGGAACAUGAGCCUCAACAUCGACGGCAAGCGCUCAGGAAAGCAGUCCCGUGCAGAGAGACUGAAGGGCAAAUGCAGCGUGAUGUAAAACCAGAAGAGGACGAGGCCGAGGAGGACAGGGGAGUUUGAGGAAAAGAGAGAAAAAGGAGAAACGGAGGAAAGAAUGAAGACGAGAGAAUAGAGGGACUCAUUAUCAGUCAGACGGAGCAAAAUAACUGGAGGACAACGGAAAUCUCAUCUUCUCAUCCUCCUCUGAUAGACUGGUGCAUUCACAACCACAACUAAGCAGUUAUUUUAAAGGAACAUACAGGAUUUCCAUUUGGAGCGUUACAUCCAUUUGCAUACUGCUAAAAGGAGAAAUGGGGCAGACCGAUGCAGGAUAUGGAGAAGCAAUGGCGUGGGUCAUUUAAGAAUUACCUGAGUCAGUUGUGGAAUUCUUCAUCACCUGAGUGUCAAAUCUUGGCUUAGGAGCUCAUCACGACCUGGGACUGCAUCCACGAUCACAAUCUGCAGCAACGCUUGAUGAAAAACCUGGAGGAUUCUGAUCAACACAAAGCAUUCAGCGUCCUCGCUCACUCCUACACCUCCCUCCCUUCUGCUCAGCUCACACUUUAACUUACCCCCCUUGUCAUCCUGGCAACCUCAUCCUUUGCAUACUAUAAAAAAAAAAAAUAGAGAAAUGUGAUGUGUGCGUGUAACAGAGUCAACAAUGUAAUUUAAGCUCACCUAUCUGGUAGAAACACGAUUUUAAGAGACUGAUGUGUCCAUCACGCUACAAAGCACAGGACCCGGCAGUUUGAGACUGCCAGCAUGAGCGACACGCAUUACAGCAGCAAAAUAUACGACUCAGCUCCAUUCAGGAGCCACACCUGAGGACUCUGAUGUAUAUAAACAUUGGAUAAUUCAAUAUAUUCCAAAUGAUCCACACAUGCCCCGCCGGAACGAUUAAAUCAGUCAAAGGAAGAGGUCGAAGUUCAAGUCAUUAAUGCUUCAAGUCAUGAAUCACUUCUGAAAGACUGGAAAAGGUCUUAAUUUACUUAAACCACUCUUUAAAAAAAAGCUCUCUUAUCGAAGCGACGGAUUCAACGCAACAAUCCUUUUAAGACUCAUCUCAUGUAGAAUAAGUUGGACUCUGAUCAAAACACGAUACAGAAAUGAAAGUCUGCCUUGUCGACCAGGACCAUAGACUCAGAUAAUCAUUGCCAAGCUGGUAAGACAAAAGCAAACUGGGAUGGCUUUUUGUUUUGUGUUGUUCUGAGGUUGAGAAUGUCUGUUUGCUUUGCACUUUUCAUCUAACAUUUCUCUUCUUUUGUCUUGUAUUUUUUCUUGUUCGUUUUGCCUAAUAAUGAUCUUCAAAUUCAUGUCAAAGAAGAAAAAAACAGAAAUCCGCCCAAACAAAAAAGCACACAAAGAAGAUGAAUACAUAAAUGAAAUAAUGGAAUGAAUGUAAAAAAAAAAAAAUAAUAAUAAUAGAAAAAGAAGAAGAAAGAAGCUCCAUGCUGCUUAUUCAGUGUGACCUGAAUCAGUAAAUUUUUGUUCUCUUUGUUUGCUUUGGUCACAUUACCUUUCAUAUGCUCAUUGCAGGGCAACAGGAAACAGAAUCACAUCCAUAAACACACACACACCUGCACAUCAUGUGCAAAAAAGAUGCAUUCAUGCAGGAGUCCAAACAAAAAAGAGAAAAGGUCAACCGUGUAACAUGAAGACAAACAGGGCUCGCUCAGCCUAAAUGCCCUCACAUUGCACUUUAUAUCGUAAACACACACACACACACACACUUAACGGUGAUUUGUCAUGUUUUUGCACAUGUUAUUUAUUAAUGAUAUCUACUUAAAAAUAUACUCCUGUUUCCACAGACUAGCUCUUAUGUAUGUCCAAAGUGCACGUAUACACCUUUUUGUUUUUACACAGGAGCUCUGAAAAAUUGUACACAUUGUACACAGGAAAGCCAAAAGCACAAUACUUUUUUACCAACAUAUCUAUUUGUACAUUUUCUUUCUUUCUCUUUUUUGUAUAUUGUUUAUGAUUUUCACCUUAAACCUUCAUCAAAUAGAACUGAAAAAUGGAAGAACAAUCCCAUCAUCAUCACCACCAUAGGUAGCUCUCCGUCUCGUUGUGAAGUGCUUCUUUUUUCUUUUCUUUUUUUUGUCUCGUAUGUGGCACAGUGAGGUUGUGAUUCUGCUGAACAACAGGGUAUUGUGACGUGACGGCUUACGUGCCAAUGGUGAAGUGUGCAAAUGUGAUGUGACCCCAAAAAGGAUUGUAGACGGUACAUUAGCAUGGGCAGAGUAAAGUCAGAUUAUUCGUCUCCAUCUCUCACGCGCUUUUAACUACAGUUUGGGUGGAGCAUAAUCUGCCCGUGUACUGUUUAAUACCGAAAGACACAGAUGAUGCCCCCUCUUAAAUGUGUAUCCAUCUCUCUGGAAAGCACAGCAGCUGUUUUUUAUUUUGUUUUUUUUGUCUCUGUCUUUACGUGUGCAGCAGAAUCAACAACUGGGCACUUUAGGGUGACAUUUUACUUGAAGAUUUGCUUAAAAAAUCAGCAACACCUCAUUAAUUAGCACCAUGUAAAUGUCCCUUCUGCAUUGUUCACGCCCCCACAAACUCACAUCACAGAGGUGUAGUUAGUGUAAAUAAGCAUAACGAUAGAAGAAUUCGAAGUGUAUACAAGCUUCAAGUAAGAUGUUACCCAAGUAAUGAAAAACUAUACUGGCUCCUGUUGUUACAGUAGGAGGUUUGAUGUUGCUAUGUACUGUAAUACACGGCUCAUUAUGUUGCUAAUAUUAUAUGUAACUAUUUGACACAACACAUUUUUCACAGAUCAAUCAGAUACAGUAACAAUAGCCAAAUGUGAAUAUGUAACUAAAGGUUCCACUCCUUGGCUGUGACUUUUUUUUUUUUUUUGCUGACUGAAUUCAUGUUAUCUGUUGUACUUUGCACUAAUGUGAGGUCCUGUUAAACUCAAACAUUUGCAUUGUAAACCUACCCUUUACCUGUUAGGUGCCAGGGAUGCUCACAUGGGCUCUUUACUUUUAUCUUUUUAUUAAAAAAAAAAACAAGUUGCAUAUGAUAAUAUUUGUUCUUAAGCAUAAGAUUUCAACAAGAUGGAGUGAUUUCUGCCAUAAUGUGUCCGUUUUAAGAUUACAAUGGGCUGGAACUUGGAUCAGGCAGCUCUGCUCUGAUCUGAUGUGUAGCUACCAGCAGUGGUGGUGCACUCUGCAUAAAUAUCAGCUUGACAUGUCUGGUUGCUCCACACAAACGCCAGAUUGCAAGCGCAUGUUUGUGCAAUCUGUUGUUCAGGAGACUGUCGCUGUUCAUGUUCCUGUGUGAAAUCUGAUACAACAGGGAGGAGGCAAAAACAAUGAGACAGCGUGCGGGAUCAGUGUGCACAACAAGCUCGGAAGAGAGAGCGAGCUUUGCUAUUAAUAGAAAUGGUGUGAGAGAAAAAAACAAGUGCUAAUGCACAAACAGUGGCCUGUGUAGGAUUCAGAUGUUCUCUGCAUAUGGAGAGGUGUGCGUUUGUGUGUAUCCCUUGAGUUUCUCGGUAGUGUGAGUUAAUAAUGGGCAUGAAUUAGGACAGACACCUCUCCUCCCAUCGCUUGUCUCACCUUAUAUUUCAAUGAAGAAUAUUCACUGCUGCUGCUGUUUGAAUUUAUGUGUGUGCUUGUGACCACGAGUGCAUAAUUGCAUGUCGCAAAAUCAGCCCCCAAUUCGCCUCGCUUCACUCCGGCCUGCAGGAGUGUGAGUGUGUGCUGUUGUACCCUUCUUUAAAAUGUCUGUCAGAUGUUUGAAGCUUUCCUGUGGAGAAUGCCUACACAUUUCUGCAUGAGUCAUCCCUCAUUGCUCAAAAUACUUCUAUACACAAACACACACACACAAGCAUAUAAUACAGGCAUGGAGGCUAAAUAAAUAAAUAAAUAAAUGCAUGCCUUCAGCUGCACACUCAAACACACAGACACAUUUUACAUUCACGCAGGCCACGUUCUCUCACUGGCUGUUCUUCAGAAGCAACACUAAGCACUCAACUUUCAUACAUCAGCUGUCCAUCCCCUGACAUUUUGACUGUCUUUCAUAUUCAUCCCUUCAAUUGUUUUUCUUUGUUUUCGUGUGUGUGUGUUUGUGAGUGGGUUGCUCGUGAACAGACUGGAGGCGGCUCACAUCUGAUUGUAGAUAGUUGUAAAUAGUGUGUAAAGAACUAAACAUUUCAGAGAUGAGAGAGAGUGCAGAGGAAAAGACGCAGAGGUGGGAGGGUGCUGUCACCUGCAUUUGCUUCAUAUAACUGAAGUGUCCAAUUAGAUAAACACAGCAAAAGUACAAGCUUCAUGCCAACUUCAAGUGCUCUGAUAAAGUCAUUGAACUUGAUGUAUCCAAAGAAUUUAAUUUGUUCUCUUCAAGAAAAACAGCAAAUCUGUUUGUAACGAUGGAGUUUAUGGAAGCCCAAGGUGUUCAAUAUUAGAUUAAAUAAAGUGUUGUCAUCAUGUUACUGAAUGCAGACCAAAUCAUAUCACAUUACCAUGAAAUUCUGUUUGGGUUUUUACAAUUGUCUAAAUUUGAACUUCUUGCUAUUUAAAAAAAAAAAAAACAUUUUUAUAUUCACUUUUUUCUAAAUUAGUUGUUUUAUGUCUGCUUCCACUGUUCCACUGAACAUUGUGUUUUAUAAUGCCACUAUCUAUCACAAAGUAUUUCUCUGUCAAUCAAAACAGACAGCGUAGAGCUAGUAAUAUGAUUGGCUGUCUGUCUAAUCAGACUUAAGCAGCAGCCAAUUACAUAACAGAGUUCUGCUAGUUUAUGAUUUCUUUACUUCAAUUCAAUUGAUGGAAAGAGGCACUAUGAAAUCACCGGGAAAAUUGUUUUGUGACAACAUGAAAGUGACAGAAACUGGAAUUGAAAAUUACCUUUAGAACUGCUGGAAUAAAAUCAUGAUGGAGUGAAAAACAUAUAAUUCUUGUUUUUUGUAAAACUGGAUUUUUUAAUUAAUGGCUUAAAGGCAUAAUGUCUUUAUGUAAUUCACGUGACUAUUUAAUCCAAAGUUUCAUAUACAUUUAUUUAAUAUUGAAUACAGUUGGUCUCCAUAGCUACAGCAAAUUUUCAAAUUUGGAUUUGGACCCGGGGAGUUUCACCUCACUCACAGAGUUUUGUAGAGCUGAGUUAGCAUGGUUCACAUGUGUUCUUACAUAGCAGGAUGACAAGCACGGCCCUGAGAUACUAGAAAAAGACAGUCAUUAAAAACUGAAUACCCAUCAAAGGUUGUAGUGUUCUUGUCCAACUAUUCAUCUGUACCAAUGAGGGCAGGUUAGAGUCCAACCGAGUCGAGCAAAGACGCAGAACAUCUAAAGGAAAUCAGUGUUUAAGGAUGAGUGGAAACUGACCCGCUGACCUCUCUGGCCCACCCCUUUACAUCUGCUCUGAUCGCCUCAGAUCCUCACAAGCUGUUUUUGUGCGGACACAGCAUAAAGUGGGGCAUAUAGACUUUGUGGAUAAUGUAGUUUGGUACUAUCCUGUUGCUCUGGCUCUUCAUUCCUGCAUGGUCCCUAUUGGUGUUCCAGCCAGCAUGAGAACAAGGACACAAACUGUGAAUCAUCUUUGUAUUUUUUAAAUAAAUUCCGCAGCAGAAGUUCUCCGCUUCAGUUUUGCAAAUGGUUUAUUUCUUUUAAGCACUUAUUGUUUUUUGUAAAUUAUUUGAUUGUUUUUCUUUUUGUUCUGACUUUUUAUUUUAUUUGACUGAUUAUAAUGUAUAGAUAUUUAUUCUAGCAAUAGUCUUCCUAUUAAGAUAUACUGUGCUGAUGCAUCCUCUGACUAACUGAAAAUAAUAUAUAUAAAUAUAUAUAUAUAUAUAGAUGAUAAUAAUAAUCAAAACUGCAAAAUGAUUUUCCUAAUAAAAUUGUGAACUGAGAA
Molecule: messenger RNA, 6613 nt
Organism: Labrus bergylta (ballan wrasse)
Lineage: Eukaryota; Metazoa; Chordata; Actinopteri; Labriformes; Labridae
Gene: diras1b
Product: DIRAS family, GTP-binding RAS-like 1b
Biological process (GO): signal transduction
Cellular component (GO): plasma membrane
Molecular function (GO): GTPase activity; GDP binding; GTP binding
Source: RefSeq, a predicted model, not a curated record